Messenger RNA from Durusdinium trenchii, 2415 nucleotides. Lineage: Eukaryota; Dinophyceae; Suessiales; Symbiodiniaceae. The record is from the annotation of a GenBank genome assembly.
AUGACGGCAUCGACGUUCUUAGCUGCUGCUGAUGCCUGUGCCAAAGGUUGUGGAGAUGCAAAGCAGGUGGCAGAGGCUCUCAGCGAACUGGAGUCUGGCUCCCUAUGGCACGAGCUGUGCCACGUUGGCUGGGAAAGGCUGCGAGUGGCAGAGUCACAGCUGAGGUCCUUUGCGAUUGAUGAGUUGGCUAAAGCGUGCUGCGGGAAAGCUACCUCUGCUUUCUCUGAACUCUCGAAUGACCUCCUUCGUCCACCUUGGGUGCAACUUCCCUCUCGCGUAGAGGAUGCUUUCAGGACACAACCAGAUGAGUUGGAGGUUCUUUGUACUGUAGACUGCCAUCCUGAUAUGGAUGACACCGGGCUGUGCUGGCACUGCUGGCACAAAGAAGAGUGCAAUGGUCGACCAGCUGAAAUUCAGGAUUUGCUGUAUUUGGCACGACGACUGAGUGGCUCGGCAUCCAUGAGCCACCGAGUUCGCCUGGCAGAAGAGCGAUGGUCUUACUUUCAGCAGCUGGGUGAUGCAGUCGCCAAGUUGGCACCCCGAAAGCUGCUGGUGAUUGGAGGCUUGGGAGUGUCUGCAGUGCAUGCAGCUCAGGCGGUGGUGUUGCUUCCCAAUGCCUCGGAAGCCAUGCAACAAGUCGUGCGGCAGGUCAUGCGUGACAAUGGCGCAUUUGAACGCGUCACGGUUGUCAGCCACCUGGACCCCAUUGACUUGGAGAGCUUUGAUGCCUGUGCACUGGAAGGUUUUGAGCCUGAUGGCCUCCUGGCCACUGGAAUUCUUGAAAUUUGGCAACAGCUUCGCCCGCAGAUGAACAAGGCCAAGGUUCUUCCGGAGCACUUGCGGGUCUCGGUGGCACUGGCAUCUUCGCGGCUAACAGAGGCUGCUGGCGUUCAAGUGGACUUGGAACUUUUCGCAGAUGCUUAUGGCGGCCUGGCUCCCAUACCGCUGGCGGUUUCGCGAUCUGACAGAGGCACUCCCCUGGUACCACAGCAGAAAAGUGCGAAGAAGAACUGCUUGGAUUUGCGCCUCGACGAGCCCUGGUCCACGCAGACCUCAGGAGCGCUCAGUUUGGCGCUUGCAUCCGCUGGUUCAGUGGACUCGUUGCUGUUGUCCUGGGAGCUCUUCUUUGAGAGUGGCAAAGGUUGGAGUGGAGAGAGUCUUCAAGCCUUACCCGCGAGGUCGCAUAACUUGGCAGCCGGUGAUUCUGUGGAUCUAAGAUGGAGCUGCAACUCACAGCGGUUGUGGUUCGAGGUUCCAAAGCUGAGCCUUUUCACAACUGCGCCGCUGCCUCGUGUCUUCCUACUGGAUUGGUACGCCGAAAUGCUCAAUGACGCCUCCCGAAACAUAGCCUUCGCACGUGGUAUCCAUCAAGCGAUUGGGAAAGGAGGCCGCGUCGUUGACCUUGGGUGUGGCUGCGGGCUUUUGGCGCGUUUGGCAUUGCGGCAGAAUGCAACAGAAGCGCUCGCAGUAGAGAUUGCACCACAUUUGGCGCGCUUGGCACAGAGGCUCUUGCCAGAGGCCAAAGUGAUUUGUGGAGACAUUCGUGCUGUGAUGGUGGAUGAGGAUCAACGCUUUGAUCUGGUGGUAGCCGAACUCUUGGACGCUGGUGGAUUGGGUGAGAAGAUCGUGCCUUUCCUCCGACAUGCCAAGAGCAGGCUCUUGCGGCCAGGCGGCCGCUGUUUGCCAAGGAGCCUGCGCCUGCGUGCAGCUCUGCUGGAUCUGCGUUUGAGUAGAGAGGGACAUGGCCUCGAUUUGUCCGCAUGGGAGCCCUUUUGGGUCCCUGCGCGAGCGAGCUCUGGGGAGUGGUUGGGCAUAGAUCUUGAUGCCGGUGCCGACUGGCAACCAGUGUCGGAUGUUGUUGAUUUGUUCAACUUGAACUUCGAGGCUUCUCAAGGCGAGCUCAUUGAGGCGUUACAGGAGCAGGAGAUCGACUUCAAGCUUUUUCCAGAUGCCCGCAGAUGCAAUGCUGUCGCAUGGUGGUUUGAAGCGGACUUGGGGAUUGGAGAGCUAGGCUCUUGCGAUCUGACCAGCGCUCCUUCGCGUUUCCGACCUGCAAGCUGUGAGCCAACACAUUGGGUACAAGCCGUAGCAGGUCUUGGGCCUUUCGACCACUUCACGGGGGAACGUCACCUGCUCAUGCGUGUGCGCACGGACGGCGUGCAGAUCACCUGGACGCCGCUGAAUGCCCCGGUGCCACAAGAGGACCACAGUUUCGUGGCUGCAUGGCGUCAAGAAACUGCGGAGGUAGAUCAACAGCUGCGAGACCUGGAGCGACAUCUUACGACGGGCGGUGACUUGGCACGCUUGGCCGCAGUGAAAAGCGCUGCUUUGAUGCUGGCAGCUCAACCGAAUCGCUUUGGAUUGGAGGCCACGCCAGAGGUGGUGACCCGCCUGCUCAAGGCCUUGUUCGUGUGA